This is a messenger RNA of Nicrophorus vespilloides, 1995 nucleotides long. RefSeq names its product ras-related protein Rab-27A (gene Rab27). The record is from RefSeq and is a predicted model, not a curated record. Gene Ontology annotation, molecular function: GTPase activity; GTP binding. The coding region runs from base 1140 to 1769 and encodes 209 amino acids. The transcript is spliced from 4 exons. Gene Ontology annotation, cellular component: secretory granule; melanosome. Lineage: Eukaryota; Metazoa; Arthropoda; Insecta; Coleoptera; Silphidae. Gene Ontology annotation, biological process: melanosome transport; positive regulation of exocytosis.
AACGAUGUAAAGAUUAGUUUGAAUAAAAAUAAAUCUUAUUACUACAUUCCAAAAGAAAGAAAAAAAAAUAUAUUAUGUGUUUUGUUUGUUGUUUGGUAGUUCCGAAUUUCUAUAUAUUAACUACUUGAUGCGUGUCGAUUGAAGGUAGUCGGAUUAUCUAGUAGGGUGCACGGCGUGUGUGUGUGCUUUCAUUUUUAUUCAUACAUCGUACAACUGUGAUGGCAGACUGAAUACUUAAUUGACGAGAAGUUUAAUCUAACUAUAACUUGAUAUAUUAAUUGCAUUAUUCACAUUUUUCCUAGUCACCAUUUUAUAAUGUUUAUAAUAAUAUUUAAUAAUACAAUUUCUUUAAUCAUUUCAAGUAGCUCAGGCAACUUUUGUGUGCGCUCCGGAUACUGAGCAUGAAAUUCCGUAAACUAUUUUUUUCAAUACACUUGCUGUUACGGUAAAAUAUAAUAGUAUUGUAUUGAAAAAGAGCGAUUCUGAAAUUCCAUGGCCAAGGAUGCGCACACAAUAUUAUUAUAAUAAUUUGUCUAAGCUCACUUAUUUUCCAAAUUUUCCGAGCGAUCGAUUUGAACGAGACUAAAUGAACAAUAAUCUCGAAUUAUUAUUACUUUUUUUUACAUCGUCGUAACUUAUUCUACUACAACACAUUUAUACGAAUAUUUAAUUGGAAUAUGCAGAGCAUGUAAGAUUACAUAAAUAAACAUAUAUACAAUAAUAUCUGCUUUUCGAUCCACCCUGUACUAUUUUGCAAACCAGGUCAAUGCAAAUGUUUACGAAAGUAAAGAAAAAAUAAACAAAUUAAAUCGAGGCUACUCAUAUUUAUUUGUCGCAUUGUUUUUAACAUUGUCGUAAUGGUUUUUGAAGUUCCCUCCGCGCUUUUCAGCGCAGUUUUAUCGAUUCGGAAAAUGCGCGCGCAAAAAUAUCCUCGCGCUACGCCAACCAACAUAUUUCCUGAUUACGGGACAUUCUGUACGCGAUCAUGACACCUAACAGCGGACAGGUGGUUUAGGAACCGGCAAACCACCGUCAUUCUUUCCGAAGAGGGGGGCAACAGGUUGAGGACGGCAGAACGGUGACAAGACUACUCCUCAGCAAGACGCCCAACGAGAGUUUCCGCUUUUGAUCAGCUUAAGAUGGAAUAUGAUUAUCUGAUCAAGUUCUUGGCGCUCGGCGAUUCCGGUGUCGGGAAGACGAGCUUCCUGUAUCAAUACACCGAUGGGACCUUCAAUUCCAGAUUCAUAUCGACAGUAGGCAUAGAUUUCAGGGAGAAGCGAUUGCUGUACCAGACGAAGGGUCGCAACCACAGGGUUCAUCUGCAGCUCUGGGACACCGCCGGACAAGAGAGGUUCCGCAGUUUAACAACCGCUUUCUACAGAGACGCGAUGGGCUUCCUACUAUUAUUCGAUCUAACUAGCGAGCAAUCCUUCAUUGAAAUACGCAACUGGAUCGAACAAUUACGUAUACACGCGUACUGCGAUUCGCCCGACGUUAUUCUAUGCGGAAACAAAGCAGACCUGGAAGAUAGGCGCGUGAUUAUGGAAUGGAGGGCUCGAGAUUUGGCCGAGAAAAAUAAUCUAGUGUAUAUUGAAACAAGCGCAGCUACCGGACAAAAUGUGGCCAGAGCGGUGGAAACUCUUCUAGAGCGGGUGAUGAUUCGCAUGGAAUCCGCAGUGGAUAAAGCUAUGCUUCCAGGGAGGCGCGGAAGACCCCGAGAUUUGGACAACGUCGACCUAAAUUCCCAGCAGAAGUCCUGCGGUUGCUAAUUUCGGCCCUUCGCGCAUUCUUUAUUUAUUUCGGUUCGUGAUUGACGUUUACGAAAGGAAAGAUUUUUUUGGGAUUAUAAGCGAAUUUACUCAAAUUGUUAAUUGUGAUAUGUAAUAAUUCCUGUUUUAUUUGUAUCCCUUUCCGUAAGACAAUGUGUGUACCUUGUAAUGAUAAUAUAAUCAGAAGUUAUAUAUAUAUACUGGACUAUAGACGUAAAGACCUUUA